AUGCCUUCCACAUCAUCACACCUUGUUGACGUUAGAGUUAUCCAAAGAGACUUAGUUUACGUUGUUGGGCUGCCUAUACAAUAUGCUAACGAAGAUACACUUCUCAAAUAUGAAUACUUCGGCCAAUACGGUCCUAUUAAAAAGAUAGUUGUGAAUGCUUCUCAUGUUCAUUCUUCAGGAAAUCAGACACAGUCUGUCAGUGCAUAUGUAACAUUUAGAAAUUGUGAAGACGCUCUUGAAUGUAUUUACUCUCUUGAAUCAUUUUCGCUUGAUGGAAGUGCAAUGAAAGCUUCAUUUGGAACAACUAAGUACUGCUCUGCCUUUUUAAGAGGCCAACCAUGUACUAAUCCAGACUGUAUGUAUUUGCAUCAAUGCGGAGAACCAGCUGAUAGUUUUAGCAAAGAUGAAAUUACUGGUAGCUGCUGUCGAUUUGUUGACAUGACAAGACCAACUAGGCCAAAGGAUUACUUGGAUUAUCCUCAACAGGAUGCACGUCCAACGAUUUUACCUCCUAGAAGACUUUUAAAGAAGGAAAUUUCACCUAAGAAACAAAAGAAUGAAAAAAGCUACGUUCUCAACCUUUUGUCUCAAGAUUCUAUUGAUGAUGACGACGAAAUUUAUGUUGAUUCUCCAAAAAUAUCUUUAGCAACUCAACUUAAUCUGCAAAAGAACUCAUUUAGAGCAAUAUUUAAUACUUUAUCUAGAGUUUCUGAUUUGGAUGAUUUUUAA
This is a messenger RNA of Trichomonas vaginalis G3, 729 nucleotides long. RefSeq names its product nuclear-transcribed mRNA catabolic process, deadenylation-dependent decay. The coding region runs from base 1 to 729 and encodes 242 amino acids. Gene Ontology annotation, molecular function: ubiquitin-protein transferase activity; RNA binding. The transcript has a single exon. The record is from RefSeq and is a predicted model, not a curated record. NCBI's taxonomy places the organism in Eukaryota, Parabasalia, Trichomonadida, Trichomonadidae. Gene Ontology annotation, cellular component: CCR4-NOT complex. Gene Ontology annotation, biological process: protein ubiquitination.